AUGGGAGACGAUGAGGACGCGCAACAAGCGUCCAAUGGCCGGGAGGCCCAAGGCACAGCAGCGCAGCGUCUCCAUCAGGUCUCCUCACAUAUCACUGGGCCAGAAACUCAACAAUCUUCAAAAAGCAGAACGAAUAAGUCCAAUGCUCGGAAUGUUUCAAGUCCAUUGCCGGCAGAUCACUCGGAUGUCCUCGCACAGAUUAAGACACUACGCCAGAUUGCAGCUACUCCAAAUCUUAAGCACCGCGGCUACGUGCGUCAAAAACAAGCUGGCAAGCUUUGGGUCCGCGAGCGUAUCGAUGCGCUUCUUGAUCCUGGUACUUUCACUGAGAUUGGUUCCGUCUCUGGUACUGUGACAUGGAAGAAGACGGGCCCAAGGCGGGAAACUCCAGCAUCUUUCGUCCCAAGCAACAAUGUCCAAGGGGCAGGAUUGGUACGCGGUCGAAGGGUGCUUCUUACCGCCGAUGACUUCAGCAUUCGCUCCGGUCAUGCAGACGGUGCCAGCUCGGAAAAGACCGUAUACGUCGAGAAAUUGGCGGUUGCUCUGCGUCUACCGGUCAUCAAAUUAGUAGAUGGGAGCUCUGGGGGUGGCAGUGUGACGACUAUUCGACAGGCUGGAUGGAGUUAUCUACCAUAUGUGAGGCCCUUUAAGCCUGUCAUACAACAGCUAAAUAUGGGCAUUCCAAAUCUGGGAGCUGUUGUUGGGCCCGCAAUUGGACUUGGCGCGGCUAGAGUCGUCUCGUGCCACUUCUCUGUCAUGGCUGCUGAUGUUGGAGCGCUGUUCAAUGCCGGUCCAAAGGUCGUAGAAGGGGCUACUUUUGAAGAAGGAUUGAGCUUCCAAGACCUUGGCGGUCCCUUGGUCCAUUGCACGAAUGGAACGAUCGAUAAUUUGGCCGCCAACGAAGAACAGUGUUUUGAACAAAUUCGUGUCGUUCUCGGCUUCUUACCAAAUAGCGGAAGUGAUGCGCCGCCGGUGAUCCCUUGCGAUGAUCCUGAGGAUCGUGAAGACCUUGCUCUGCGAAGCAUAAUCCCUCGGCGUCAGGCGCGUAUGUACAAUCCCCGUGUUAUUAUCAACUCUGUGGUGGAUAAGGGCUCGUGGUUUGAAAUUGGCGCACUAUGGGGACGUACUGCCAUCAAUGGCUUGGCUCGUCUCGGAGGUCAGCCUGUUGGGAUCAUCUCUCUGAACUGCGAGGUCAAUGGGGGUGCGCUGGAUGCGGCCGGCAGCCAGAAGCUCACGCGUUUUCUGAAACUAUGUGAUGUGAUGAAUCUGCCCAUUGUGCAAUUCCUGGACGUCCCGGGUUAUGCCAUUGGUACAGUGGCCGAGAAGACUGCAACUAUGCGCUGGGGAGUCGAGUUAGCCAAGACAUACUUCACCACCACGAUACCCAUCUUUAACGUGAUCACUCGCCGCGCUUACGGUGUAGCAGGUGGUGUCAUGCUUGGAAGCCGGGACCCUGUCAUGCAAGUUGCAUGGCCCUCUGGGCAAUGGGGAUCUCUACCGCUGGACGGUGGAAUCGAGGUUGCACAUCGACACGAGCUUCGGGAAGCCGACAAGCUGGGUAAAAAGGAGGAGCGUUAUGCAGAGCUCGAGGAAGAAUAUUUAAGACUCAUGAACCCCGUUCGCACUGCGAAUGCAUUUGGCGUCGAGGAAAUCAUUGACCCGAAGGAUACCCGGCAAGUGUGUUGCGCGUGGACCUCGCACGUUUACACUGUUUUGAUGAAAGAAAGACUGGCAGAGAGAGCAUGUGGGAAGAUUCACCCCACUUUCGCCUGA
Messenger RNA from Penicillium diatomitis, 1773 nucleotides. RefSeq names its product acyl-CoA carboxylase subunit beta. The record is from RefSeq and is a predicted model, not a curated record. Bases 1 to 1773 code for a protein of 590 amino acids. NCBI's taxonomy places the organism in Eukaryota, Fungi, Ascomycota, Eurotiomycetes, Eurotiales, Aspergillaceae. The transcript has 3 exons. Gene Ontology annotation, molecular function: propionyl-CoA carboxylase activity.